AUGCACAAAGCUCAAAUAACACUGAAGACGCUGGACUACCACAAAUACAGGAGCAUCAUAAUCUCUGGCGAGGAUGACGAGUUGGAAAGGUGUAGUAAGGAGGUGCGUGCUUUUUAUGAAAUUGUUCGAACUUUGAGGACGAGGAAGAAAUCCUUUAAAGUAACAACGAAUCACAGCAUUGAAAACGACAAUGACGCUUCCUCCUUCGACCACAACAACGUCAAGACCACAACUUCAAACGUUAACGAUGGAUUUACGAGCGACAGGCAGCGAUUGAUGUCCAUCUGCGGCUACUACAAACUUAUGACUGAAGCCAGGAGAGUAGCGCCGAUCGACGUGAAGUUAAAAAGUGGAUGGUGGGGAGCUUCCAAAUCGCAGAUUGAUGCUGGCAAAGUGAAAAUUGCAGGACUGAAGUUAGAAUUGACUGUCAUUUGUAACGUUUCGAUGCAGGAAGAAUUGUUGAUGAAGCAGAAAGAGUCAGCUGAAUUGCAAAAUUUGAGAAGUAUUGAAGCAAGCAAGGUGAAAAAUGGAAAAAUCGCCACAUCACCCACAUCAACGUCAUCAAAAACGUCUUUAAAAUUUCAAAGCGUCAUCGACACUGGCUCGGAAAUAAAUUUCAGCAAACUGAUCGAUGGCCACCCAUCCAUCUAUGCACUCCAGCACAAACGCCUGCCUUGCUUCCAAUACAUCGGCUAUUCAGAUCACGUACUCCAAACAAUGCACGACCUAUUGACUUUGGCCUUUGAAGCUGAAGUUUCAGGAGCUUUGGUAGCUGCCCUCUUAACUUCAAUUUCGUCAGAUUGGAGGUUUCACUUCCUUCCCCUCAAAUGCGAGAAUGAAGACGAAAGUAUGGAUGUUUGA
Helobdella robusta is the source of this 861-nucleotide messenger RNA. RefSeq lists its product as hypothetical. Lineage: Eukaryota; Metazoa; Annelida; Clitellata; Rhynchobdellida; Glossiphoniidae. Bases 1 to 861 code for a protein of 286 amino acids. The transcript is spliced from 3 exons. The record is from RefSeq and is a predicted model, not a curated record.